UUCCUGAAGCCACGCCCAACGCGGAAGAGAAACAUCAAAAUGUGCGAAGACACUUUGUUAUAAACUGAGGAUUAUUAGAGGACAAUAAACGAUCGAUUAGAGGAAUGUUUAUUUCUACUAUUUAAUAAAAAGACACAAGUACAGUAAUGAUAAAUAGGAUUCCCUGUUAGCGUGCUAAACCGGUUUAUCCUGACAGGCCACUGCUGUAAUGUGGUCUCUGUAGUCUCAUCUAACCACACAUCACACGGGAAGAGACAAUGGCAUCAACAGACGAGAAAGUUGCAUUUGUCAGCAAUCUCAAUGGAACCACCCUGACGGAGGUUUCUCUGGGAUCCUUCUUAGCUCCGCUGUGCUUUCUCAGCCGAGGACUCUUCCUGAUAGUGUUCCACCUGGGAAAAGGGGUCCUUCCGUUCUCCCGGGCAGCCCAUCUCCUGUUGGACUUCACAGCACUAAUAAUGCCUUUGGUCCUGUCGUGCACCGCUCUGAGCGACAUCCUUCACUUUGUCAUCAUGGGCAUAGCCGCAGUUGACUUUGCCGUCCUGUACUUCGUGUACAAUAACAGAAAGCAAGGUUCCCUCUCCAGUACGAUUGACAGGUUUGUGCAAGGCAGAGUAGAAUCCAACCAGGUCCCGUUUGUAACUGUGUUCCGAGUUCUGGUCAAUGUGAAGACCGCCAUAAGCAUUCUGGCUGUUGAUUUUAGCGUGUUCCCAAGACGUUACGCCAAAACGGAGACGUAUGGAACAGGGGUGAUGGAUUUUGGUGUCGGAGCAUAUGUGAUGGCCAAUGCGUUGGUGUGUCCUGAGGCAAGAGGAAAGGACGUACAAGGGUCGAAGAUCGGUCAUGUGUUAAAACAGUUUAUUUCCGUCUGGCCUUUGGUCCUGUUAGGGUUUGUGAGACUUGCGAGCGUCAAGACAUCCGGCUACCAUGAACAUGUGACGGAGUAUGGGGUUCACUGGAACUUCUUUUUCACGUUAGCCAUCGUCAGAGUGGUGGCGUCCGCACUUCUGGCUCUCUUUCCUGUCAACUCCUCAUGGAUUCUUGCUCUGCUCAUUGGUGGAACUUACCAGGUUAUCUUGGAGACGACAGGUCUGAAGUCCUUCCUCAUCCACAAUAAUGACCGCGCAGGAUUUCUGCAGGAAAACAAAGAGGGUGUCUUCUCAGUUGUGGGAUACAUAGCCAUCUAUAUGGCUGGGGUUCAGGCUGGACACUACCUCAUGCAGAGCAGAACUUUAGUUCGAGACUGGAUCAGAGUGAUCCGUAACCUGCUGUUGACAAGUUUUGGGUUGUUCUUCGCUUUAUACGUGUGCCAGAGAUGCAUCGAGCCCGUCUCACGCAGAAUGGCCAACCUUUCUUUCUGUGUUUGGACUGUAGCGCAGGCCACGUUCUUUCUCACUUGCAUAAGCUUUGCUGAUUUAGUGUUACUUUUUUCUAAAGUUGUCUCUAAUUUUUCACUUGUGUCUGCAUCGUGGUGUCCAUAUCAAAAUAGGAAGUCGGAGAAAAUGAGAAAUAAUAUGGAUGCAUUAUGCCUCAUACAGUCUGUUAACCGGAACCAGUUGUUAUAUUUCCUGCUGGCGAAUAUCAUGACUGGUUUGACCAAUGUGUUCGUAGACACUCUGAACUGCAGUGAUGUUUUAGCCGUGAGUGUUUUGCUCUUGUAUAUGUUCAUGAACAGCUUGGUCAUAUUCAUUUUGCAUAUCAAUAAAAUAACCGUUAAGUUCUGGUAAACACCUAUUCACUGUAUUUUUCUGAAUGGCUCUCUCGUUUCAAAUGCUGUGAAAUAUGCUGUAUAUAAAUUGUUUGCAAAGUGCAAAUAAAAUUGAAUGUGUUUAUUUGUAAAUAUACUGUUACUGUAUGUGUAAUCUGUAUUAUAUAUCAAAUAUGAAUGCACUAAAUUGGAUGAUUUCAUGCCAAUAUUAGAUGCAAAUAACAUGGACAUUACAUCAGUUUUAGAUUCAGAUCUUUUUAUAUGCUCUAAUUGGCCUUUAUUUCUUUUAUCUUUUUUUUUACAGUUCAUAUAGAUAGUUAUGUGUGGUAAAUAGAUUAAAAAUACUUCAUGUAGACUUUUAUUUAAUAUCAGGUUGUAAAGUUGCAUGCAUAAUAAUUAGAAAAGAAUUAGGAAAAAUGUUUACUGAUAUUCCAAAUAGUGCUGUCAAACGAUUAAUCGCAUCCAAAAUAAAAGGUUUACAUAAUA
Messenger RNA from Ctenopharyngodon idella (grass carp), 2191 nucleotides. RefSeq names its product phosphatidylinositol glycan anchor biosynthesis, class W (gene pigw). Gene Ontology annotation, biological process: protein localization to plasma membrane; GPI anchor biosynthetic process. The transcript is spliced from 2 exons. Gene Ontology annotation, molecular function: glucosaminyl-phosphatidylinositol O-acyltransferase activity. The record is from RefSeq and is a predicted model, not a curated record. Gene Ontology annotation, cellular component: endoplasmic reticulum; membrane. Bases 258 to 1724 code for a protein of 488 amino acids. NCBI's taxonomy places the organism in Eukaryota, Metazoa, Chordata, Actinopteri, Cypriniformes, Xenocyprididae.